Molecule: messenger RNA, 2388 nt
Organism: Pipistrellus nathusii (Nathusius's pipistrelle)
Lineage: Eukaryota; Metazoa; Chordata; Mammalia; Chiroptera; Vespertilionidae
Source: the annotation of a GenBank genome assembly
AUGCUGCAAAACGUAACUCCCCACAAGCUCCCUGGGGAGGGGAAUGCAGGGUUACUGGGGCUGGGCCCAGAAGCUGCAGCGCCUGGGAAAAGGAUUCGGAAACCCUCCCUGUUGUAUGAGGGGUUCGAAAGCCCCACAAUGGCUUCAGUGCCAGCUUUACAACUGACCCCUGCCAACCCACCGCCCCCGGAGGUGUCCAAUCCCAAAAAGCCGGGCCGGGUUACCAACCAGCUGCAGUACCUGCACAAGGUGGUGAUGAAGGCUCUGUGGAAACACCAGUUUGCGUGGCCCUUUCGGCAGCCUGUGGAUGCUGUCAAACUGGGGCUGCCGGAUUACCACAAAAUUAUAAAGCAGCCUAUGGACAUGGGUACUAUUAAGAGGAGACUUGAAAACAACUAUUAUUGGGCUGCUUCAGAGUGUAUGCAGGAUUUUAAUACCAUGUUCACCAACUGUUACAUCUACAACAAGCCCACUGAUGAUAUUGUCCUGAUGGCACAGACGCUGGAAAAGAUCUUCCUACAGAAAGUGGCAUCAAUGCCACAGGAGGAACAAGAGCUUGUGGUGACUAUCCCUAAGAACAGCCACAAGAAGGGGGCCAAGUUGGCAGCACUCCAGGGCAGUAUCACCAGUGCCCACCAGGUGCCUGCUAUCUCUUCUGUAUCUCACACAGCCCUGUAUACUCCACCUCCUGAGAUACCUACCACUGUCCUCAACAUUCCCCACCCGUCGGUCAUCUCUUCUCCCCUUCUCAAGUCCUUGCACUCCGCCGGACCCCCGCUCCUUGCUGUCUCUGCAGCUCCCCCAGUCCAGCCCCUUGCCAAGAAAAAGGGGGUAAAGCGGAAAGCAGAUACUACUACCCCGACACCUACAGCCAUCCUGGCUCCUGGUUCCCCAGCUAGCCCCCCUGGGGGUCUUGAGCCAAAAGCAGCACGGCUUCCCCCUAUGCGCAGAGAGAGUGGCCGCCCCAUCAAGCCCCCACGCAAAGACUUGCCGGACUCUCAGCAACAACACCAGAGCUCCAAGAAAGGAAAGCUGUCGGAACAGUUGAAACAUUGCAAUGGCAUUUUGAAGGAGUUACUCUCGAAGAAGCAUGCUGCCUAUGCAUGGCCUUUCUAUAAGCCGGUGGAUGCUUCUGCUCUUGGCCUGCAUGAUUACCAUGACAUCAUUAAGCACCCCAUGGACCUCAGCACUGUAAAGCGGAAGAUGGAGAAUCGGGAUUACCGGGAUGCCCAGGAGUUUGCUGCUGAUGUGCGGCUCAUGUUCUCCAACUGCUAUAAGUACAAUCCCCCAGACCACGAUGUUGUGGCCAUGGCACGAAAGCUACAGGACGUAUUUGAGUUCCGUUAUGCCAAGAUGCCAGAUGAACCGCUGGAGCCAGGGCCUCUGCCAAUCUCUACUGCCUUGCCUGCCAGCCUGGCCAAAUCAUCUUCAGAAUCCUCUAGUGAGGAGAGUAGCAGUGAGAGCUCUUCCGAGGAGGAGGAGGAAGAGGAAGAAGAGAGUGAAAGCUCUGACUCCGAGGAAGAACGAGCUCAUCGCCUGGCUGAGCUGCAGGAACAGCUUCGGGCAGUACAUGAACAACUGGCUGCCCUGUCCCAAGGCCCAAUAUCCAAGCCCAAGCGGAAGAGAGAGAAAAAAGAGAAAAAGAAGAAACGGAAGGCAGAGAAGCAUCGAGGCCGAGCUGGGGUAGAUGAAGAUGACAGGGGGCCUCGGGCACCCCGCCUCUCUCAGUCCAAAAAGUCCAAGAAGGCCAGCGGCAGUGGGGUUGGCAGUGUUGCUACACUAGGUCCCCCUGGCUUUGGACCUUCUGGAGGAAGUGGCACCAAACUACCCAAAAAGGCCACAAAGACAGCCCCCCCUACCCUGCCUGCUGGCUAUGAUUCGGAGGAAGAGGAGGAAAGUCGGCCCAUGAGUUACGAUGAGAAACGGCAGUUGAGCCUGGACAUCAAUAAAUUACCUGGGGAGAAGCUGGGCCGAGUUGUGCACAUAAUCCAAGCCAGGGAGCCCUCGUUACGUGACUCAAACCCGGAAGAGAUUGAGAUUGAUUUUGAAACUCUCAAGCCAUCUACGCUUCGAGAGCUUGAGCGUUACGUCCUAUCCUGCCUUAGAAAGAAACCACGGAAGCCCUACACCAUUAAAAAGCCUGUGGGAAAGACAAAGGAGGAGCUGGCUUUGGAGAAGAAGCGGGAACUAGAAAAGCGGUUACAAGAUGUUAGUGGGCAGCUCAAUUCCACCAAAAAGCCCCCCAAGAAAGCGAGUGAGAAAACAGAGUCGUCAUCUGCUCAGCAAGUAGCAGUGUCACGCCUCAGCGCUUCCAGCUCCAGCUCAGAUUCCAGCUCCUCCUCUUCAUCUUCCUCCUCUUCGGACACCAGUGAUUCAGAUUCAGGCUAA